GAGGUCCGAGCCUCGCGUCGCCAGACCUGCUGGGGCGCCUGCGCGGUUUGGGCAGCGAGCUCGCGCGCGAGGCGGGGCGCGCGCGGAGCCGCCUCGGAUCGCUGGGCGGCGGCGGCGGCCGAGAAGGCCCGCUCGUCGCGGAGUGCCCCCCGGAGCUGCCGGCAGAGGCGCAGCACCGCAGCUGCCGCCUGUGGGGGCCGCCCCGGCGCCUGACGCAGCCAGAGGCCUCCCGCGCUGGCGGCCGUCCGCAGAAGGAGCUCCGCCCCCAGCGGCCCCUGGAGGCCGGCGGCUACAUCCGCCGCCACUCCACGCCGCAGCUGCAGCCACCCUGCGCGGCGGCCAGCUGGGACGCCUUCCCAGGCGAGCCCCGCAGCCUCGACCACCACGAGGAGGCGCAUGCGCGGCCGCCCGCCGCGCGAAUCGCUGGAUGA
This is a messenger RNA of Prorocentrum cordatum, 431 nucleotides long. The record is from the annotation of a GenBank genome assembly. Lineage: Eukaryota; Dinophyceae; Prorocentrales; Prorocentraceae.